Molecule: messenger RNA, 882 nt
Organism: Cannabis sativa
Lineage: Eukaryota; Viridiplantae; Streptophyta; Magnoliopsida; Rosales; Cannabaceae
Exons: 1
Coding region: 1-882 (293 amino acids)
Molecular function (GO): catalytic activity
Source: RefSeq, a predicted model, not a curated record
AUGAAAAUCUUAAGUUGGAACGCUAGGGGGUUGGGAAAUCCCACAGCGUUUAGACACUUGAAACUGCUUGUUCGUCAGCUGUCUCCCCAGGUUCUUUUUCUCAUGGAAACUCGUCUUGGUAGUUACUCAAUUUCUAAGUUUCGUCACUCUUUGCAAUUCAAUAAUGGUCUUGAAUCUCCACGGGUAGGCUUAAGUGGUGGAUUAAUGCUACUGUGGAAAGACAAUAUUAAUGUUUCUCUUAAUGUCUUUGGUCCUACAUAUUUUGAUAGCUUCCUCUCCAUUGAUGAUGGCCCCACUUUCCACUUCACUGCCUUUUAUGGUGCACCUGCUGCUUCUAACAGAUCCUCCUCAUGGACCCUGCUUCAAAGAUUAAAUGAUAUUGCUCCUACUAUGCCAUGGCUUGUUACUGGUGACUUUAAUGAAAUCUUAUCUCAAAGUGACAAAUACGGUGGCCCUUUACGCAAUGAAUCACAAAUUGAAGCUUUUCGUAAAGCCUUGGAUCACUACCAUCUUCAUGAUUUACCUUAUGAUGGGGAUCGUUUUACUUGGGUCAAAAACAGGACUGCCAUCUCUACUACAAAGGAAAGAUUGGAUUGGGUUUUCACUAAUCAUUUGUGGAAUUCUUGUUUUGACACGCCUACUGUCUCCCACUUGGAUUUCUUCUCUUCGGAUCAUCGUACAGUUGAUGCUAUUGUUGCUCCCUUGAAUACUGCUGCCUCUUCCCACCGCCAACGCUCUAGAUUUCGCUUUGAAAAGUUGUGGUUGGUUGAUCCUGAAAGUAAGGAUAUUAUUACAGCUUGCUGGUCUCAUGGUUCUCAUAGUGAUCCCAUCUCUAGUAUCAUUCACAAGCUUGAAAGUUGUGCAACAUCCCUUCAGCAAUGA